Naumovozyma dairenensis CBS 421 is the source of this 1665-nucleotide messenger RNA. It is a transcript of the gene DMA2, whose product is annotated as ubiquitin-conjugating protein DMA2. Gene Ontology annotation, molecular function: ubiquitin protein ligase activity; protein binding. Gene Ontology annotation, cellular component: mitotic spindle pole body; ubiquitin ligase complex; cytosol. Bases 1 to 1665 code for a protein of 554 amino acids. The transcript has a single exon. The record is from RefSeq and is a predicted model, not a curated record. Lineage: Eukaryota; Fungi; Ascomycota; Saccharomycetes; Saccharomycetales; Saccharomycetaceae. Gene Ontology annotation, biological process: mitotic spindle assembly checkpoint signaling; protein ubiquitination; negative regulation of septation initiation signaling.
AUGGUAUAUACACCUAUUCCAGUAACUACAAAUACAGUCAUCGUAAAUCAACUUUCUGGAAGUAAUUCAAGUAAUAAUAGUAACCACAACGGGAAUACUCCAGCCCAAAGAUCAAGGGGCUCUAGCUUUAACGCUUUAUUGACAUCCAUAGGCAUAAGACAACAACAUCCAAACGAGCAACGUCUAUCUGGGUCCACACCCUUCGCUUCAAAUUUGAAUAGUAUAGAAAACCUGCCUGCCAUCCAACAAGAACAACAAGAACACCAAGGCCACCAAGAGCAACAGCAACCAGAUACUCGGCAAGAUCCAAGAAUUCAAAUGCAAAUACAAUCACAAGCUCAUUUAACUCAUUCCAAUCAUUCAAGGUAUCAUCUGCCUAUAUCAUUAUCAUUAACUGCUCUACCACAAUCAAAUGCCAAUAUCCAAGAGUCAAAUAAUAAUAUGGAUCACGGUAUUGAUCAACCACAAUUACAAUCACAAUCGCAAUAUAAUACUGUGAACCCUCGUGCUACAAAUACAAUGGAAUCAUUCCCAUCAAACACAGCUAGCAAUAACGUUUCGAAUACAAGCACCAAUCCGUUCUUCCAAAAUAGUGGUCAUAACACGAAUAGUAAUAAUAAUAAUAAUAAUAAUAAUCAACAACUAAUUGAUCCCAAUAUUGUCAACAGCACUAAUCCUACUAAUGAAAAUAAUAAUGAUAAUAAUAUACUUAAUUCAAAAAACUUACGUCAUUUUGUCUACGGACCAGAUCAAAAAAAUGUAAAAGAAAUAUUAUCAUUAGAUUUACCACCUGAUACAACAUUACCUGAUUCCAUUGACUCACAAACUUUACAAGAACGUAAAAAUAAACGAGGUUUCUUCAGUAUCAGAUUGACUCCAUUCAUUGAUACAUCAUCUACUUCCAAUCAAGGUUUAUUCUUUGAUCCAGUAAUUAGAACUGCAGGUCCCGGAUCUCAAUUAGUCAUUGGAAGAUACACUGAACGAGUGAGAGAAGCCAUAUCAAAGAUCCCUGAACAAUAUCACCCUGUAGUGUUCAAGUCAAAAGUCGUAUCAAGAACUCACGGUUGUUUUAAAGUGGAUGAAAUGGGGAAUUGGUUCGUAAGAGAUGUGAAGUCUUCAAGUGGAACCUUUUUAAAUCAUCAAAGAUUAUCUCCCGCAUCAACCAUGUCCAAAGAUAUUUUAUUACAUGAUGGUGAUAUUAUUCAAUUAGGAAUGGAUUUUAGAGGUGGUACUGAAGAAAUUUAUCGUUGUGUUAGAAUGAGAGUGGAAUUAAAUAGAUCAUGGAAAUUAAGAGCUAAUGCAUUUAACAAGGAAGCAUUACAACGAAUAAAAAAUUUACAAAAAAUUAUGAUUCAAGAUCCAUCACAACAACAACAACAGGAGCAGGAUCAUGCAAAUGAAGAUGAAGAUUGUUCCAUUUGUUUAUCAAAGAUUAAAGCUUGCCAAGCUAUUUUCAUCUCACCUUGUGCUCAUAGUUGGCAUUUCCAUUGUAUUAGAAGAUUGGUCAUGUUAACUUAUCCUCAAUUCGUUUGUCCUAAUUGUAGAUCCGCAUGUGAUUUGGAAGCUUCACUAGAGAGUAGUGAUGAAGAAAGUGAAAGUGAAUUGGAAAGUGAAGGAGACCAAAUUGUGGAUAUUCCAACUGCAAAUUCCAAUGCCAAGAAUUGA